This is a messenger RNA of Aureobasidium subglaciale EXF-2481, 1318 nucleotides long. RefSeq lists its product as uncharacterized. Gene Ontology annotation, biological process: endonucleolytic cleavage in 5'-ETS of tricistronic rRNA transcript (SSU-rRNA, 5.8S rRNA, LSU-rRNA); endonucleolytic cleavage in ITS1 to separate SSU-rRNA from 5.8S rRNA and LSU-rRNA from tricistronic rRNA transcript (SSU-rRNA, 5.8S rRNA, LSU-rRNA); small-subunit processome assembly. Lineage: Eukaryota; Fungi; Ascomycota; Dothideomycetes; Dothideales; Saccotheciaceae. Gene Ontology annotation, cellular component: nucleolus. Gene Ontology annotation, molecular function: RNA binding. The record is from RefSeq and is a predicted model, not a curated record. Bases 45 to 1100 code for a protein of 351 amino acids. The transcript has a single exon.
GCUAUUCGCAAAACCAAAAUUUGAUACAACGAGGACCCGCAGUCAUGACAAGUCGCAAGCGCAACGAAUUUCUGGACCAUGGACUGAGUGACGAGGAAGAGGAUGCUGGCUACAACUCUGAGGAGCAGGAAGAGAGCCGUGGCGCACGAUCGAUCAAACGACGACGAGUCGACCAGGACUCCGACGACGACUCACAAGACGACUUUGACGAGGAUGAUGAGGAGACUCUCGACAAGACCAGCGCGAUCGCUAUGAAGCCCGCACCCAGCGUCACAAAAGGUCGCUUCGAAAUAGACGACGAGGACGCCGACGACUUCAUCCCAGAAGACGACGAAGAUGAUGCGGAGCUCGAAGAUGCAACCGAAGUAACCACCACAUCAACAAACAAGAAAGAGAAACCCGUCAAACCCCUGACCCAAAAACAACUGCUCAAAGCCCAAAAAGCAGCGAAAAAGACUGGCGUAAUCUACAUCUCCCGCAUCCCACCGUUCAUGAAGCCAGCAACUCUGAAACACUACCUCACCCCCUACGGAGAAAUCGGCCGCGUCUUCCUCACCCCCGAAGACGCCGUAGCACAAAAGCAGCGCGUCCGCAACGGAGGAAACAAGAAAAAGUCCUUUGUCGACGGCUGGGUCGAAUUCAUUAACAAGAAAGAAGCCAAAAUCGCCGCAGAAACACUAAACGGCAACAUCAUCGGUGGUAAAAAGGGAAAUUUCUAUCAUGAUGACAUGUGGAAUAUGAAGUACCUUACGGGCUUUAAAUGGAGUCAUUUGACCGAGCAGAUUGCGAAUGAGAAUGCGGAGAGGGCGGCGAGAUUGAGGGCGGAGGUUGCGAGGACGAGGAGGGAGAAUAAGUCGUUUGUGGAGGAUGUGGAGAGGAGUAAGAUGUUGGAAGGUAUGCGGGCCAAGAAGGCUGCUCAGGCUGAUAGAGCGGGUGCUGGUGGUCAAUAUUCUGCUGGUGCUGCUGCAAAGCCUGCUGGUGGUGUGAGGGAGUUGCGAAGGGACUUCAAGCAAAACGAGGUCAAGAGCAAGAGGAUCAUGGACUCGACAAAGUCGGGGCAGACGGAAGAUGUUCAAAGAGUGUUGAGUAAGAUCUUCUAGUUUGUUGUGCUUGUAUAGCAAUACAUUAACAGGGACUGUUGUCCAGCAAUGGCAAGAUUGACUCUGAUGUCGGAUUUUGAGUCAUUGCUUUGGGAGAACUGUCCUAGCUCGGAGAGAGAGUGCACGUUGCUUUGUGUUGAAUGAACCAAAACUGAAGUUCUGUGGAUGGCCAUGAAUUGAGUCUAGUCAACACAAGUCCGAUCAUCAAACGCAUAGAC